AUGGCUUUUGCUGCUGUGUGGUAUGUGGAAACUAGCAGCGAUAAUUUUUUGUUGGACUGCUAUGGGCCGCAACGACAGCAUCGUAGUCGAAGCAAACUUUUAUGGGCGAUUACAUACGUUGAAACAACUCGAAAGGGUUGGUUGGCCAGGGACCGUUUGGAAGCCACGGAUGUUGUCGUCAUUGUUGGGCGCAAAAGUAUAUGGUUUGGCGCUAGGCCAGGAAUUUUUUUUAGUGCAGACUAUGUUUAUGGUGUUUCUAUUGCUUCCUGUAGUGCGUGUGUCUGUGUGAUGUCGAUGAUUUUAACGUUGUUGUGUCACGAGGAGUACGGUAAAUUAUGA
Enterobius vermicularis (human pinworm) is the source of this 339-nucleotide messenger RNA. Lineage: Eukaryota; Metazoa; Nematoda; Chromadorea; Rhabditida; Oxyuridae. The record is from the annotation of a GenBank genome assembly.